Messenger RNA from Durusdinium trenchii, 809 nucleotides. The record is from the annotation of a GenBank genome assembly. NCBI's taxonomy places the organism in Eukaryota, Dinophyceae, Suessiales, Symbiodiniaceae.
CGCGUGUGAUACCCCUGCCCUACCAGUCAGUGCAUUUUGUGUGAGUGAAUGGGCCGCAGAACAUGGUUGAAUGAAUCAGGCGCAUCAUGGCAUAGUGCUGGGCGCUGCGGGGCGCGAUGCGCGGCCCAUCGAGAUGGCGAUGCCCGGGAUGCCGCACAGGCGCAUGGCGCCCAAGCCGCCGGAUGUCCUCCGCUUGGGCGGUGAACCCACUGCGCCGCUGCAUACCGGGGAGGUCGUCCCACGCUUGGACCGAUGCCGGAUGGCGCAGGGCGUGUGUCGCCCACACCACCGGCUGGAGCCUGGGGGAGCAUCGUCGUUGCAAAAUGUGCCAACAGAUUUUCCUCCUUGCUGUCGGGCUCCAGGGGAACCUCCCAGUGAAAAACUGCAGUUACUCCUGCACCCCAGGCAGCAGGUCCGCGUCACCCAUCGUGCACACCUGCCAAUUCCAAUGCCAACAGAGCGCCAGGCGCGCCGCCUCCGUGGAGCCCCGGCAUCAGCAGUCCAGGAGUUUUUGUUGCGUCCGGAAGGAGCAGAACUCUUGCGGCCAAUCAGUGAUGAGUGGCCUCCGUCGCCGGCUUUGAAGGAGGGGCGUCACUGUCUCCGAUGCCGACGCCUGAGGUGCGGCCAGGAGCGCUUUUCCCUUUUCGCUCCCGAUCUGUGAGAAGGCUUCCACAAGAGUCCAUGGACUUUAAUGGAGUAUUCCCAGUGCUUUGAGCCAGAGGCGGCCAGAGUGAGCGCUUUGCCCAAAGGGCCUUGAAUUUGCAGCGAUGGGAACACAUACAUAUCUUACUAUAUCUUACUGGGAUGCC